Plectropomus leopardus (leopard coralgrouper) is the source of this 2484-nucleotide messenger RNA. Lineage: Eukaryota; Metazoa; Chordata; Actinopteri; Perciformes; Serranidae. The record is from RefSeq and is a predicted model, not a curated record.
UGACAAUGCCGGUGAACGCGCUGCCCCGCGGCGGCAGCAGCGGCAUCAGCGGCCCGGGCUCCCUCAGCCCCGCGUCGCUGUCCCGCAGCCUGUCCCGGCUCAGGGAGUACCGGACCCGGACGAGGAUCAUGCUGGCUCUAGGGGUGUCUCAGAUGGUUCUUGGGAGUCUCAUCCUGGCCGUCAGCUUCGCGGCUCUGGCGCUCACCACAUCUCCCAGAGUCCGGCACUCGUGUCCCUUCUGGGCUGGUUUCUCUGUGCUGCUCUCUGGACUGAUCGGAGUGGUUUCAUGGAAGAGGCCGCUCUCUCUUGUGAUCACAUUCUUCAUGCUGCUGUCAGCUGUGUGUGUGAUGCUCAACCUGGCGGGCUCCAUCCUCUCCUGCCAGAACGCUCAGCUGGUCAACUCUCUGGAGGACUGUCAACUGGAGCUGCUGUUCAGCGUAUGUGCCCUUAACGUCAUCUCCACCAUCGUGUGUGCUCUCGCCACCGCCAUGUGCUGUAUGCAGAUGGUCUCGACUGAUGUGCUGCAGAUGUUUAUGCCGCAUAGAGCGCGGGCUCUGAAUGCUGACUGUAUGACCCCCCAUGGAACCAUCCUCCACCAAACACUGGACUUUGAUGAGUUUAUUCCUCCCAUCCCCCCACCGCCAUACUACCCCCCAGAGUAUACCUGCACCCCCUCAAUGGAUGGACAGAGAGGCCUGCACCUGGACUUUCCUCAUUCUCCCUUCAGUGCCAUCUACGGGGUGCCCAUCAACAGCCCGGGGACUCUGUAUCCAACUGACCUGCCGCCUCCAUAUGAGUCUGUGGUGGGGCAGACUCCUGCCAGUCAGGUCACCACCAGUAUCGAGCAGCAAGCCACUGAAUCCAGUCUGUGUGAGAGAAACACGACUGCAGGACUCAGCACUCAGGCCUCAGUGGACAGUGCAUCACUGAUGGUGUCAGAGGUGGCUGAUCCGGACCAGACUUGCUCCUCAGAGGACUUGUGCUCCCUGGAGGUCCAAGGCUCCGACUCCUCUCCCUACGGCACACCCCACACUGCCCCCAUUGACGGGAGCUGCACCAGCCUGGAACUUUGUACACGUGGCCAUCGUAGCCAGCGUAACACUGACGCUCGCCCCAGUGACACAGGUUACAGUGAGUCCUCACACACCCAGGAGUCCCUGGAGCGCUCUCCGGACUGGUCCUCAGAAAACUAUAGUAAUCUGGACCAGGAGGAUUCCACAGACAGCACACAUGCAUGUGAGGAACUCAGGGCUGCAAUGCACAUAUGUGACGAGCUUGCGUCAGCCAAACAUUUACCAGAGGAGCCACCUAAAGCGUCAACACACUCCCUCAUUAAGGCAAGAAUGAUGAGCCGGAAGCUCACACUCCCUGUCACCAUCCCCCCGCCACCUCAGCCUUGCUCCCCCACCUCCGUGGCCUCCUCUGGAGGGACUUCAGCCAUCAGUCCCAUGGCUCCCUCUCCUUCCCCUUCCCCUCCGAGCAGGCCACGCGGCCCCAGGCUGUGUUUCAGUGUUUGGUCACCAUCCUCCACAUCGCAACCCCCCUCUACCUCAGCGCAAAGUGGCUACUCGCCCUCAGAGAGGCCUCGGGUGCUCCGAGCAGCCAGGAGGUACCGUAAGCUGGCACGCAUAGUCCGUUCCACCAGUGAUCCCAUCUCCUGCUCCACUACAACAGGAAGAGAAAAUUGUGGCUGCGCCUCUGCAAACAAUCCUGCUGAAGACUCAACUCAUGCAUCACCAGAGCAAGAGCCAACGGAUGUUACAACAGGCGUAGUCGGAGCUAAACCCAGUCACAUAAGUGUCAGGAAGCAGCAAAAGGAGGGCAGGAAAGUUGACAUCCACCUUAAACCCCGUGCCCUGCACACGCACUCCGCCCAUGAACGCCCACACUCCCUGGCUGACUUUAAGAUGUACAAAGACACCAAAGUUCUGGUGGCAAAGUUCCUGGAGCAUUCGAGCUGCAGUCUACCUCCUGAAGUCCAGCAGGUUGUCAACAACAUCAAGUGUGUUAUCAAGUCAGAUGAGAAACACAUGGAGGAGGCAAUUUUUAGUGCCAAUGUCAUAGAUCAGGUGAUGACCCAGCGCAUCAUGGGCAGUCCCAGGAAGCGUGGCCACGAGGAUCUUCACCUUCAGAGCUGCGGUGCUUUGAGUUCGUCCCCUUCCAUGCGCCGUCCAAAACACCUCCCACAAACAACCAGCGCCUCCACCAACCCACUGGACUCCCCCUCCUCUGAACAAAGCCUUGAGUGCAAAGAAACUAUUCUCUGACCACUCUCACAACAAGGACUCGGGUCAAAACUCUGAGGGCAUUUCAGCGCGCAGGUGUUGCAGCCACGCUGUGCUGUGCAGCAGAUGUCUGUAGAGUUAUGAAUAACUCUUCUAGCAUUGAAGGAUCAUUUAUUUUCACAGUGUGACUGCAGCACAGGCGGACUGAAAUGGCCUCAUACUGUAUCUCCUAGUGCCCUGUGAGACCGUGCCAAGUCAU